This is a messenger RNA of Danaus chrysippus (African queen), 570 nucleotides long. The record is from the annotation of a GenBank genome assembly. Lineage: Eukaryota; Metazoa; Arthropoda; Insecta; Lepidoptera; Nymphalidae.
AUGAUUCUAUUAAGACGGAAGGUCAACAGUCACCAGGCAGGCGCGACAUCGACUUGUGAAGCUGACAACGCCGCUCCACCAGUGUUAUGUGGUGUGACUCCAAACGCGAUCUAUCAAUGUCUCGGUACACCAAAAGUAGUCAAAAAAGAAGCUUCCAGUCAAUGCAGUUCUGACCUCGGAGAGUGUGAAAAAAUGAGCUGCAUUUUCAGUAAAUCAGGCUGGAUGAAAGACAAUAAGGUUGAUAAAGAAAAGUUCUCGGCGUACUUUGAUCAGUUUGCCAAGGAGAACCCUGACUGGCAGGUAGCCGUGGAACACAUGAAGUCCAACUGUCUGUCCAACGACCUCCCUCCUCAAGGUGUACAUUUAAACUGUCCAGCAUACGACGUCAUGAUCUGCGCUUUUGCUAACUUCAUCAAGAGCGCUCCGGCCUCCCAGUGGUCGUCCUCUGCUCAUUGCGACUACCCUCGACGGUUUGCAGCCUCUUGUCCAGUGUGCCCCACAGCCUGCUUCGCUCCUUCCAUUCCCAUAGGAUCUUGCAACGCCUGUCUCUCGCUGCCGAGAUCACCUUAG